This is a messenger RNA of Suillus discolor, 285 nucleotides long. RefSeq lists its product as uncharacterized. NCBI's taxonomy places the organism in Eukaryota, Fungi, Basidiomycota, Agaricomycetes, Boletales, Suillaceae. The record is from RefSeq and is a predicted model, not a curated record. The transcript has a single exon. The annotation marks the transcript as partial.
CUCGCUUUCAAAUAUUCCGACUUCAAAAUAUGCUCCCAUUCCGGUUUGAGGACACGCCCUCGCAGCACGCUCCCAUCAUCAUGGCGUUCCCCAUACUCAAUGGAAACAGUUAGCCCUCAUCGACCAGGGUUCGCCAUGAGCAUUCACUCGUCCAUCUAUCCCAACGUCAAAUUCGUGCUUGGUAUUAUUAUACACGAGGAGGGCAUUGUGUGCGUGCGAAUGGACGAAGGAGACGGACUGAGGAAACGAUAUAACGAAGCUGCUCAGUGGGUGCUCCUUUGUUGA